AUGUAUGCACUGCAGUUAACUCCAGAAGAGGAGCAGUGUUUCUCCUCGUACUUCACUCAAUUAACGGAUACUGAAAACAACGAGGUUUCUGGACAGACGGCGGGAAAUUUUUUGGUGAACUUUGGCGUUGAUCAUCAGCAAUUGGCAGUUAUUUGGGAUAUCUGUGAUGAAAGACACAAUGGAUAUUUGUCUCGUAAUGAGUUCGCAGCUUGCAUGCGUUUAGUCUCACAAGCUCAGAAUGGAAUUCCUCAGAAAUCAUGGGAUGUUUAUAAAGGUUCGUUACAUGUUGCUCGUACAUAUGUGUAUCUUCAUGGAACAACUGUUUACACGAGUUACAAUUGUUUCCGGAACAGUUUUGCUUACCUUUUAGCUGGACCGGUUCCUCAUAAACAAAACGUGUCCAAGCAUACGCAUUCUCACAGUUCAAACUCUUCACAAAGACACUCUUCUCAUGGAACGAGACGUCAUUCGGUGGUCGAUAUGUCCAUAUUUACGAAACUUGUGACGGAGGAAGAACGGAUUCAGUAUGGUACAGAGUUCGAUGAGAUUCUGAAACAGCAUCCUGAGAUUGUUUCCAUUCCAGGACAAGAUACCCUUCUUCCAGGCACUAUUGCUCGUGACGUAUUCACACAGACGGGCCUUCAUGUUAGUGUAUUGGCUCAAAUUUGGAAUUUGGCUGACUUUACACAUCGUGGAAGUUUAAACAAGGCAGAAUUUGUGCUUGCAAAGCACCUUGGAGCAUUGUGCAAGGAGAAUAAUGUUAAACAUCUUCCAAAAACCAUUAUUCCUCAAGUGUACGCUUCAGCUGCUGGUGCUCCUGAGACAGCUCAUGUCUCUGUUUCUCCUCCCGUUUCAUCGUCUGCACCCGUGGAGGGACCUGCUCUGGGAAGCAGUUCCUCAAAGAUAGACAAAUACAUGUCUGCUCCGAAGGCUGUUGAGGUUCCUGAUGUUCCGGCUGCAGGUUCUUCUGUUCAAGCAUCAGAAGUAACGAUUACCCCAGCGGUUAUUCCAGAAGCUGCAACAACAGCCAUUCCAACAUCUGAUUUGGCUACUGCCCCAGUGGUUGCUUCGGCUUCAACUUUUGAGCCUAUUAUCGCUCCACCUGUUGAACAAACCGUGCACUAUGAUCCCGAGACGCUUCCAGCAGAAACGCCUGCUCCUUAUUCAUCUUCUUCCGAAGAACAAGACCCCGUUGCAGAAUUGGCGAGAAGAAUUCUUGCCAACGAUCGCAACAAUUAUAACUCUCUGUUUGACAGAAUUGACAAACAAAGAAAGGGGUACAUUACUGGUGAGGACUCGGUUCCCUUCUUUGUGGCCUCUCGUUUGGACGCUGACGAGCUCGCAAAGAUUUGGGACUUGGUAGACGUGAAAGACUCGGGUAUUUUGGAUAAGAACGGAUUUGCCGUUGCGAUGGAACUCAUUCGGUUGCGUCUCACGGGAAAAACAAUCCCAGACACGUUGGAGGAAGUUGAAUCUCAACUCAUUACGCUUCAGGUAGCAGAGCCGAACCAAGCUCCACAGCCAACAGAACCCUCGAUUGCUCCAGAGCCCGUGAAGCCAUCAAUUCCUAUUCAACCGACUCACUCCUAUUUGGACGAUUUGAAAGCAUUAGAGCCUGGUAGUAGCAGUGCACCUCCAGAUGUGCAAGGCACGCCGACAAUGGAUAUAAACGGUCUCGCACAACCGGCUAUUGCUGAUGACGAGAAGCCAUUGUCAGAGCCGGCAUUUGCUGAUGACAAUGAGGCGACUGAGGCUGUUGAAGAGCAAGACCAUCUUUCAACCGAUAUCCAGAGAUUAAACUUGGGAGCAAUGGACACGUCUGCAACGGAAGAACCGUCUUCAAUGACAGAGUAUGUCACUGCCGCUGCUAUGCCAGAGCCAACAGCAACUGAGCCCGAGAAUGUUCCGCCAACAUCUUCUGCGGACGUUGUUGUUAAAGAAGUCGAUGAAAGUCAUGAAGAACCGGCAGCUGUUGCCGCAGAAGAAGAAGAUUCUGACGUUUCUUCUUCUGCAUUUGAGUCAAUCCGUGAGGAAAUUCAGACUACUCGAGAUGCAAUGGAGGCUUCUGCUCAUAAUCAUCAAGUGCUUGAAAAACGUGUUCACCAUCGUCGUGAGCAGUAUCGCAAGUUGCAAGAGGAGCUUACAAGUUUGGCUGCCGAACGAGACCGUCUGCAUCAGCAAGUGAGAAGAUUUUUGAUGGAAGAGCAGCAAUUGAACUCAUCUAUCCACGCGACGAAUGUGGAACGUGAGAGCUUAAAGAAAGAAGUGAACGAGCUUCGCCAGAAGGCCGAUGCUACAAUUGGCACCGCCGCCGCUUCUGCAUCUGCCCCCGUACCUGCUGCUGUGAACACUUUGCGAACCUCUUCUUCGACAUCCGCAAACACGAUUCCCCAGACUCAAGCCUUCUCCUCUUCCCCUGCCUAUCGGUCGUCGCCUUUAGCUAACGGACCAAGUUUGCCUUCCAGAAGCACUAAAUCUCCGGCUACUAACAACGACGAGAACCUCUCCCAACUCCUUGACAUGGGUUUCGACAAAACGAGAUGCGAAAAUGCUCUCCAAGCAACGAAGGGAAACGUUGAACAGGCCAUUAACAUAUUACUGAACUGUAAGUAA
This is a messenger RNA of Schizosaccharomyces japonicus yFS275, 2613 nucleotides long. Its product is annotated as UBA/EH/EF hand domain-containing protein Ucp8. Bases 1 to 2613 code for a protein of 870 amino acids. The transcript has 3 exons. Gene Ontology annotation, molecular function: calcium ion binding. The record is from RefSeq and is a predicted model, not a curated record. NCBI's taxonomy places the organism in Eukaryota, Fungi, Ascomycota, Schizosaccharomycetes, Schizosaccharomycetales, Schizosaccharomycetaceae.